CCAAACCCAUAAUGCACAUAAUGGAAAAUUAUAUGUUAUGAUACAUUUCCAGUUUUAAGUGCAACAAUAUAAUUUUCAUUUCUCUUCGGCAUAGAUUUCCAAUAUUUUCACCGAAGAGCUACUGUGAAAACAAAUAACGGCAGUUCAAGUACAUUCGUUAUAAUAUGCCAGAAAAAUCAAUUAAAACUGAGGCUAAAAGGGAUGAAGUUGAGUUGGAAACGCAGAUCAUAAUGCGAUUACCUGUGGAACCUGCCAAAGCACUGCGGGAAGCCAUCCAGUCUGGGGCAAAUAAUUUGAAAGACCGUCUUUCAAUACGGCUCGAAAAUGAGUUGCGAUACGGAGAGGUCCGUUUGGAUCAUUGGCUGUUGCACGCCAAAGUGGUGGACUUGCCAACAGUUGUCGAGACGCUUAAAACUAUUGACAACAAAAACUUUUAUAAAACCGCUGACCUGUGCCAAAUAAUGAUCUGCAAAGAGGAACCGGAUCUUCCCUCUACCGAAGAAGAAUCACCUAACAAAAAUAAAAAGAAAGACCCGAACAAGGUGGACAAAAAGUACUUGUGGCCACAUGGAAUAACUCCACCCUGUAAGAACGUCCGAAAACGGCGAUUCCGAAAAACAUUGAAGAAAAAAUAUGUGGAGGCUCCUGAAAUUGAAAAGGAAGUGAAACGCUUACUGCGGGUCGAUAAUGAAGCAGUCAAUGUGAAAUGGGAUCUGAUCACUGAAGACGAAGAUCCAAACAAGUCGUCAUCUGAUCUGAAACAUGAUUCGAAUGCUUCCAAUAAAAGUCCAUCGAAAGGCAAGAAAGGAACCACUAAUAAAGAUGUCGGAGAACAUGAUAUUUUCGGCGAGGAGGUAUCUGAUUCGGAUGAAGAUGAUAAUCCCAUCAAUAAGAGUAUCGAUAUUGACGAAAGUAGUAGAUUGUCGGCUGAAGCGGAAGACAGUCGUCUCUCUGAUUCGAGCUCAUGUCAGGGUACGCAAUCGUCCGAUAAGAAUGCUAUGCUUGAAUUUAGCAAGGGAAUGUUCAACUCUUCGGUUGAAGGUAGCGGGAAUCGUGUGAGAAAAACCGAAACUCCGUCAGGAUCUAAGUACAACGAUAACUCCCGCAUGGAUUCCGACAACGAAUCGUCGGAGUUCGUAACAUCAUCGCGAGAUACUGUAAGCAGCCGUAUGUAUGAGCUUCGCCGUCAGUUGAGUGAGCUAAAAUCGCAACGAAUCCAAAAAGAGCAAGAAAUACGAACGAUUGAAAAUCAAACUCUUCGUCAACGGCUGCAGGAUAAUCUGGAUAGUCUACUGAGUCAAAUCGUGGAUAAAGAGUUGGAGAUUCAAGAGCUUGAACUUGAGAGCUUACGAUGAAGCUGCAAAUGGUGCGAAGUAAUGCCUUUCAUAAAUUCCAAUAUGCUGCGUGUAGAUUUUGAACACUAGGAAAUUACAUAUGUAGGUACACAAUAAUUCGAAUCGUGCAUUCGUUUCAAAAACCAAAUGACGUAGAAAUGCGGUUUUCGAAGUGUAUUACUCUGAGCUGAAAAUAGUGAAUAUAUUGUGUCGCAUUGGUA
Toxorhynchites rutilus septentrionalis is the source of this 1555-nucleotide messenger RNA. It is a transcript of the gene Taf7, whose product is annotated as transcription initiation factor TFIID subunit 7. Gene Ontology annotation, molecular function: RNA polymerase II general transcription initiation factor activity. Gene Ontology annotation, biological process: transcription initiation at RNA polymerase II promoter; RNA polymerase II preinitiation complex assembly. The coding region runs from base 165 to 1355 and encodes 396 amino acids. NCBI's taxonomy places the organism in Eukaryota, Metazoa, Arthropoda, Insecta, Diptera, Culicidae. The transcript is spliced from 4 exons. Gene Ontology annotation, cellular component: transcription factor TFIID complex. The record is from RefSeq and is a predicted model, not a curated record.